CCCGCGCUCGCCGGCAUGGCUCGUCGCGCCGCGGGCGGCGCAGCGCUUAGCGCCCGGGCCUCCGCGCCCGCGCCGCCGCCGCCCUCCGCGGGCCCGAGGGGCGCCCCGCCGCGCCCGCCGCCGCGCCCGCCGCUGCCGCUGCUGCUGCUGCUGCUGCCGCCGCUGCUGCUGCCGCCCGGCGCGGCGCGGGCCGGCGCCCUGGAGAUCCAGCGCCGCUUCUCCUCGCCCACGCCCACCAACAACUUCGUCCUGGACGGCGCGGCCGGCACCGUGUACCUGGCGGCCGUCAACCGCCUGUACCAGCUGUCGGGCGCCAACCUGAGCCUGGAGGCCGAGGCGGCCGUGGGCCCGGUGGCCGACAACCCGCUGUGCCACGCCCCGCAGCUCCCGCAGUCGUCGUGCGGGCACCCGCGGCGCCUGACCGACAACUACAACAAGAUCCUGCAGCUGGACGCGGGGCAGGGCCUGGUGGUGGCGUGCGGCACCAUCUUCCAGGGCUUCUGCCAGCUGCGGCGCCGGGGCAACAUCUCGGCGCUGGCCGUGCACUUCCCGCCCGCCGCGCCGCCCGCCGCGCCCGUCAGCGUCUUCCCCAGCAUGCUCAACGUGGCCGCCAACCACCCCAACGCGUCCACCGUGGGGCUGCUGCUGCCGCCCGCCGCCGGCGCCGCGGGCAGCCGCCUGCUGGUGGGCGCCACGUUCACGGGCUUCGGCAGCGCCUUCUUCCCGCGCAACCACAGCCUGGAGGACCACCGCUUCGAGAACACGCCCGAGAUCUCCAUCCGCUCGCUGGACGCCGCCGGCGACCCGGCCAAGCUCUUCACCUACGACCUCAACCCGUCCGACGACAACAUCUUCAAGAUCAAGCAGGGCGCCAAGGAGCAGCACAAGCUGGGCUUCGUGCGCGCCUUCCUGCACCCGCCCGCCGCCGCGCCGCCCUACGCCUACCUGGCGCUCAACAGCGAGGCGCGCGCGGGCGACAAGGACGGCCAGGCCCGCAGCCUGCUGGCCCGCAUCUGCCUGCCCCGCGCCGCCGACGGCGACCCCGAGAAGCUCACUGAGUCCUACGUGCAGCUGGGCCUGCAGUGCGCGGGCGGCGCGGGCCGCACCGACCUCUACAGCCGCCUGGUCUCCGUCUUCCCCGAGCGCGAGCUGCUCUUCGCCGUCUUCGAGCGCAGCCCGAGCGGCCCCGCGCCCCGCGCCGCCGCCGCCGCCGCCCCGGCCGCGCUCUGCGCCUUCCGCUUCGCCGACGUGCACGCCGCCAUCCGCGCCGCGCGCACCUCCUGCUUCGUGGCGCCCGCGCCCGACGUGGUGGCCGUGCUGGACAGCGUGGUGCAGGGCAGCGGCCCGACCUGCGAGCCCAAGCCCAACAUCCAGUUGCUGUCGGAGCAGCUCGACUGCGGUGCCGCCCACCUGCAGCACCCGCUGUCCAUCCUGCAGCCCCUGAAGGCCUCGCCCGUGUUCCGGGCACCGGGGCUCACGGCCGUGGCCGUGGCCAGCAUCAACAACUACACGGUGGUCUUCCUGGGCACUGCCAACGGGAGGCUCCUCAAGGUGAACCUGAACGAGACCAUGCAUGUGGUGAGCAGCCGCGUGCUGACCGUGGCCUACGGGGAACCCGUGCAUCACGUCAUGCAGUUUGACCCCACAGACCCUGGCUACCUUUACCUCAUGACCUCACACCAGAUGGCCCGGGUGAAGGUCGCGGUGUGCGAGGCGCACACCACCUGCCGGGACUGCGUGGGCGCUGCCGACGCCUACUGCGGCUGGUGCGCUCUGGAGACGCGGUGCACCCUGCAGCAGGACUGCGCCAACUCCAGCCAGCCCCAUUUCUGGACCAGUGCCAGUGAAGGCCCCGGCCGCUGCCCCUCCAUGACCGUGCUGCCCGCGGAGAUCAACGUGCGUCAGGAGUACCCGGGCAUGAUCCUGCAGAUCUCGGGCGGCCUGCCCAGCCUCAGCGGCAUGGAGAUGGCCUGUGACUAUGGAGGGGACAUCCGCACGGUGGCCCGGGUUCCGGGCCCCGCCUAUGACCACCAGCUGGCCUACUGCAACCUGCUACCGCAGGCCCACUUCCCGCCCUUCCCUGACGCCCAAGAUCACGUGACCGUGGAGAUGGCCUUGAGGGUCAACGGGCGCAGCAUCGUCAUGGCCAACUUCACCAUCUACGACUGCAGCCGCAUUGGACACGUGCGGCCCCGGGAAGCCUGCACCAGCUGCCUGUCAGCACCGUGGCCCUGCUUCUGGUGUGCACAGCAGCACACCUGUGUCUCCAACCAGUCUCGAUGCGAGGCCUCACCCAACCCCACGAGCCCCCAGGACUGCCCCCAGAUCCUGCCCAGGUCUCUGGCACCGGUGCCCACCGGCGGCUCCCGGGACAUCCUGGUACCCGUGACCAGUGCUGCCGCCUUCCAUGGUACCGCCCUGGAGUGCAGCUUCGGGCUGGAGGAGAGCUUCGAGGCCGCGUGGGUGAACGAGUCAGUUGUCAGUUGCAACCAAGUCGUGCUGCACACGACACAGAAGAGCCAGGUGUUUGUCCUCAGCCUCCAGCUGAAGGGCCGACCUGCCCAGUUUCUGGACAGCCCUGACCCCAUGACAGUUGAGGUCUACAACUGUGCGGUGGGCAGCCCCGACUGUUCCCAGUGCCUGGGCCGCGAGGACCUGGGCCACCUGUGUGUGUGGAGCGAGGGCUGCCGCCCGCGGGGCCCCCUGCAGCCGCCCCCUGGCACCUGCCCGGCCCCCGAGAUCCGCCUGAUUGAGCCACUGAGUGGCCCCUUGGAUGGCGGGACCCUGCUGACCAUCCGCGGCAGGAACUUGGGCCGGCGCCUUAGCGACGUGGCUCACGGCGUGUGGAUUGGCAGCGUGGCAUGUGAGCCGCUGGCUGACAGAUACACGGUGUCAGAGGAGAUCGUGUGCCGCACGGGGCCGGCCCCGGGUGCCUUCUCGUCGGUGGUGAGCGUGAACGCCUCCAAGGAGGGCCACUCGAGACAGCGCUUCUCCUACGUGCUGCCCACCGUCCACUCCGUGGAGCCCUUCAUGGGCCCCCAGGCUGGGGGCACGAGGAUCACCAUCCAAGGGAGCCAUCUGCACGUGGGCUCCGAACUGCAGGUCCUGGUGAACGACACGGACCCCUGCGUGGAGCUCGUGCGCACAGAGAGCAGCAUUACCUGCACGGUGCCCGGAGGCGCCGCGCCCGUGCCCGUGCCCGUGUGCGUGCGCAUGGAGCGCCGGGGCUGCCUGCUCGGCAACCUCACCUUCCAGUACAUGCAGAACCCCGUGAUCAUCUCCAUCAGCCCCCGCCGCAGCCCCGUCAGCGGCGGCAGGACCAUCACCGUAGCCGGCGAGCGUUUCCACAUGGUACAGAACGUGUCCAUGGCUGUCCACCACAUCGGCCGCGAGCCCACGCUGUGCAAGGUCCUCAACGCCACUCUGAUCACCUGCCCGUCGCCGGGGGCCCUGAGCAACGCCUCGGCGCCCGUGGACUUCUUCAUCAACGGGCAGGCCUACGUGGACGAGGCGGCCCUGGCGGAGGAGCUGCUGGACCCGGCCCGGGGACGGCGGGGCGGCCACUUCCGGCUGGAUUACCUCCCCAACCCCCAGUUCUCCACCGCCAAGCGGGAGCGGUGGAUCAAGCACCACCCGGGGGAGCCUCUCACCCUCGUCAUCCACAAGGAGCAGGACAGUCUGGGGCUCGAGAGUCACGAGUACCUGGUCAAGAUCGGCCAGGCGGCCUGCGACAUCCAGAUCGUCUCGGACAGGGUGAUCCACUGCUCUGUCAACGAGUCCCUGGGUGCGGCCGAGGGGCAGCUGCCCAUCACGAUCCAGGUGGGAAACUUCAACCAGACCAUCGCCACGCUGCAGCUGGGAGGUAGCGAGACGGCCAUCAUCGUCUCCAUCGUCGUCUGCAGCAUCCUGCUGCUGCUCUCCGUCGUGGCCCUGUUUGUCUUUUGCACCAAGAGCCGGCGCGCUGAGCGCUACUGGCAGAAGACGCUGCUUCAGAUGGAGGAAAUGGAGUCUCAGAUCCGAGAGGAAAUCCGCAAAGGCUUUGCCGAGCUGCAGACGGACAUGACGGACCUGACCAAGGAGCUGAACCGCAGCCAGGGCAUCCCCUUCCUGGAGUACAGGCACUUCGUGACCCGCACCUUCUUCCCCAAGUGCUCCUCCCUUUACGAAGAGCGUUACGUGCUGCCCUCCCAGACCCCCGGCUCCCCGGGCGGCUCCCCCACCCCCGAGACCCACCCGCUGCUGGGGGAGUGGAAGGUCCCCGAGGACCGCCGGCCCAGCAUGGAGGAGGGCGCCAGCCUGUUCUCCUCACUCAUCAGCAACAAGCACUUCCUCAUCAUCUUCAUCCACGCGCUGGAGCAGCAGAAGGACUUUGCAGUGCGAGACAGGUGCAGCUUGGCCUCCCUGCUGACCAUCGCGCUGCACGGCAAGCUGGAGUACUACACGGGCAUCAUGAAGGAGCUGCUGGUGGAUCUCAUCGACGCCUCGGCCUCCAAGAACCCCAAGCUCAUGCUGCGGCGCACCGAGUCGGUGGUGGAGAAGAUGCUCACCAACUGGAUGUCCAUCUGCAUGUACAGCUGCCUGCGGGAGACGGUGGGAGAGCCCUUCUUCCUGCUGCUGUGCGCCAUCAAGCAGCAGAUCAACAAGGGCUCCAUCGACGCCAUCACCGGCAAGGCCCGCUACACACUCAACGAGGAGUGGCUGCUGCGGGAGAACAUAGAGGCCAAGCCCCGGAACCUGAAUGUGUCCUUCCAGGGCUGUGGCAUGGACUCGCUGAGCGUGCGGGCCAUGGACACAGACACGCUGACACAGGUGAAGGAGAAGAUCCUGGAGGCCUUCUGCAAGAACGUGCCCUACUCCCAGUGGCCCCGGGCGGAGGACGUGGACCUCGAGUGGUUUGCCUCCAGCACUCAGAGCUACAUCCUGCGGGACCUGGACGACACGUCGGUUGUGGAGGAUGGGCGUAAGAAGCUGAACACGCUGGCCCACUACAAGAUCCCGGAAGGAGCCUCCCUGGCCAUGAGCCUCACGGACAAGAAGGACACCACCCUGGGCAGAGUGAAAGACUUGGACACGGAGAAGUAUUUCCAUUUGGUGCUGCCCACGGACGAACUGGCAGAGCCCAAAAAGUCCCACCGCCAGAGCCACCGCAAGAAGGUGCUCCCGGAGAUCUACCUGACCCGCCUGCUGUCCACCAAGGGCACGCUGCAGAAGUUUCUGGAUGACCUGUUCAAGGCCAUCCUGAGCAUCCGGGAAGACAAGCCCCCUCUGGCUGUGAAGUACUUCUUCGACUUCCUGGAGGAGCAGGCGGAGAGGAGGGGGAUCUCAGACCCAGACACACUGCACAUCUGGAAGACCAACAGCCUGCCUCUCCGUUUCUGGGUGAACAUCCUGAAAAACCCCCAGUUCGUCUUUGACAUCGAGAAGACGGACCACAUAGACGCCUGCCUCUCGGUCAUUGCCCAGGCCUUCAUCGACGCCUGCUCCAUCUCUGACCUGCAGCUGGGCAAGGACUCGCCCACCAACAAGCUCCUGUAUGCCAAGGAGAUCCCUGAGUACCGCAAGAUCGUGCAGCGCUACUACAAGCAGAUCCAGGACAUGACGCCCCUCAGCGAGCAGGAGAUGAACGCCCACCUGGCCGAGGAGUCCAGGAAAUACCAGAACGAGUUCAACACCAACGUGGCCGUGGCAGAGAUCUACAAAUAUGCCAAGAGGUAUCGCCCCCAGAUCAUGGCGGCCCUGGAGGCCAACCCCACGGCCCGCAGGACGCAGCUGCAGCACAAAUUCGAGCAGGUGGUGGCGCUGAUGGAGAACAACAUCUACGAAUGCUACAGCGAGGCCUGAGUGCAGGGAAGCGCCGUGCCACCGCGCCAGAGGCCCCGCCCUGCGCCCCGCCCCCGCCCACAACUCAGCUGCAGGCCGCUGAGCCGGAAGGAGGUGCUGGCCGCACCCACGCUGCCCCUCUGCCCACCUCAGGCCUGGCACUGGGACGGGGGCCUUCAGCCCGGCCGCCACUGCCCCUUUUCAGUGGCUUGGCCUGGCCGAGAGCCAGGCUCCACCACAGGAGAAGAGGCCACCGUCCAGACUCGCUACCUCACCCAUCCUGGUGGGGCCUCGGUCCACCAACACGCUCUGCGACCUGCCCACAGACCGUGCCAAGCAGGGAUGGGUCUGCGUGGCUCCGGGGGCCGCUGGCAGAGGCGGCAGUGCCCGCUGCCCGCAGGGAGGGGCAGAAGAAGGGGACGCGGGGCUGCUGGUGCCCGGGGAGGGGGGGGAGGCUGGGCGGCACCACGCUGUAGCCAGGCUACUUGAUCUUUCUGGAAAUGUUUCUAAAGAUAGCACCACUUUGGGGGGUUUUGUUUUUUUGUUUUGUUUUUUUAAAAAAAGCUUUUAUAUAUUAAAAAACAAACUCACGCCACGCGCCAACUGUGAAUUGCUGCCGCUUGUGCAGAGGAGCCGGCCGGCCCCAGGGCUCCCGGCAACACUGGAAAGGACCGCGCCGCGGAUGGCAGGCCCGGAAAACGCCGACGGGUUCACCAGGCUCCUUGCUGCAGGCCUGGCCAGACCCAAGGGAGCUGGACGGGAGGGCUGGAACUCUCUGGAACCUUCUUUAUAAUAAAAGCCUGCCAGGAAACCUA
Molecule: messenger RNA, 6635 nt
Organism: Dipodomys spectabilis (banner-tailed kangaroo rat)
Lineage: Eukaryota; Metazoa; Chordata; Mammalia; Rodentia; Heteromyidae
Gene: Plxnd1
Product: plexin D1
Exons: 36
Coding region: 16-5841 (1941 amino acids)
Biological process (GO): positive regulation of axonogenesis; regulation of cell shape; semaphorin-plexin signaling pathway involved in axon guidance
Cellular component (GO): semaphorin receptor complex
Molecular function (GO): semaphorin receptor activity; protein binding
Source: RefSeq, a predicted model, not a curated record